Messenger RNA from Rubroshorea leprosula, 710 nucleotides. The record is from the annotation of a GenBank genome assembly. NCBI's taxonomy places the organism in Eukaryota, Viridiplantae, Streptophyta, Magnoliopsida, Malvales, Dipterocarpaceae.
CACACUGAAAUUAAAGUUUAAUUAUUUGUCACAUACUGCAUUGAUUAAUUCAUUUUUCUAUGAAGAUAGAGGUUUUAAGGUCCUUCUGGUAUUUCUGUUCUCCUCAUGGUUCCUCUUCUGUUCACAGAAUUCUUUUAUCAGCUAUGAGGCUGUGCACAAACUUGGAAUUUCCCAGCCAGUUCAGUUUUUACAGGAAAUAAAUUCUGCAGAAUUUUCAAGAUCAUUGACUUUUGAAAGUGAUUAUGCUGACCUCGAUAGUUUUCCUGUGGUUUUUUUUUUUUUUUGGAUUAAUUUUUCUUUUCUUAUGCUCCAAUUUAGUCCAGCUAUCCUGAAGCAUACCUUCAGUUACUGCAUUUGUUCAUCCCUCAAUGACAGAUGUUGGAUUCAGCUAUCGAGGAUACCACUGAACGUUGCAGCUGGGGAAUCAGGAGGAUGACUGUUCAGCUCAUAGAAUUCUGUCUAAAAGGGAACUUCUGGAAAGCAAACUGCCGGCACUGAAGGCUCUGGUCUUGGGCACCUGACAGUCCUAGAGUUGGGUUGGAAUCCAAUCUUUGGAUUCAGCAGUUUUUUCUCUACUCUUAAGGCUCCAACUUUCUUGAAUUCUUCCAUUUUAAGAUCAAUGCUGUUAAGAAACUCUUGAUCACAACUUAUGGGAGGAACAGAGAUUGUACUGACAUGAGCUUUGCUCCAUAUAAAAUGUUGAGAAUGCA